This is a messenger RNA of Symbiodinium pilosum, 2307 nucleotides long. NCBI's taxonomy places the organism in Eukaryota, Dinophyceae, Suessiales, Symbiodiniaceae. The record is from the annotation of a GenBank genome assembly.
AUGCCAAGCCAUGAGCACAGUGCAUCCUUCGUGGACCACUACGAGGUCCUGGGAUGCAAGCCUGAGUCAUCGGCGUCAGAGCUCAAAAGGGCUUAUCAUGAGAAACUUCGUGAGUUCCAUCCCGACAAGCGGCCUGAGAGCCGGGGCGAUACGGGCAGUCGGGUCACGCAGGCAGUGCUGGAUGCCUGGACGAUCCUCCAGGAUCCAGAAAAGAGAAAAUCUUACGAUAUCCUUUGGUCGAAGAUGAGGAGGGAACAGUCCGCUGCAGAAUUUGCGGAGGCACGCCGGAGGGAAGGCAACGAGCUAUACAAGGAAGCCCAGGCCCUUUCCAAGAUGUCCGGACCUGAUAGCCUUUCUGCUGCAACUGCAGCAUUGAGCAAGUACCAGGCAGCCAUUGAGAGAUAUUCUGAAGGCAUCGACAUAGCUCCAGAGGAUCACCGCAUUCGCAGCAAUCGCGCGCUGUGCUACAGCGCACUGAAGGACUGGGCAAAAUGCAAGGAGGAUGCAGUGGCCGUGGUUGAGCUGAAGCCUGACUUCAUGAAGGGCUGGUUUUUGCUCGCUAAAGCCCUUUGGAAGGAGGGCAGCCCUGUAGUAGCGCAAAGGCAACUGGACCAUGCCCUCCAGGUUUUGCCAGGCUGUGCUGAACUGUUGGCUCUGCAGGAAGAAAUGGCUGGAGAUGUUCAGGCUGCGGCUGGAGGCGAUCUCCUGCCACCCGUGCAGCGGUCAAGAAGCAGCCGGAAUGUUUCGCCAGCUUGCACACCCGUUCAAGGCAACUCGAGAUCAGGCUCUCGUGUGGCCACUCCGCCUCCUGUUCGUGGUGCCUCAAAAUCGUCGACAAGCGCCCGUCAGCGUUCUUCGUCUCGCCCACGUUACCAAAGUGCUGAUUGGGAGGAAACGGCCAGGUUCGGUGAGACGGAAGCGGACAGGACAGCCCACUUUGGUGAGUUUGAUGUUUCUCAUUCAUACUCCCACGCCUCCCAUGCUUCUGGACGUUCGGCGAGUCCCAUUCGGCCGCCACCUCCAGCUCCAGGGGCCCCGGGGAGCCCUGCACCCCCUCCGCCUCGAGAUCCUUCUCAUGGACAUCGUACAAAGCCAUCCUCGCUUGCUGGCAUGGCGGCAUCCAGUCGGCUCGGCGUUUUGUGGCUGCUUAUGGCGCCACCACAGAACCUUUCGCAUCACGAGCGGGACGCCAUAGGAAACACGCCUUUGCAUCAAGCUGCUGCAGGAGGAAACUUAGAGUGCGCAAAGUGCCUCAUGGCACAGGGCUGCGAUGUCCUCGCCAAAAACGAUCGAGGACAUACACCUUUCGCAUUGUGCACGGAUCCAGAUGUACAGCAGCUUUUGCAGAACGCAAUGAAUGCGACAGCCUGCAAGGCAUCCGGGAAGCAAUUUUCGUCUACAGUCUUGAGAUAUUUGUGCUCAUGGUCUUUAGAUGUUUUUUGCGAGAAGGAGAUCACACAGACAUUUGUGUAUGAGCAUCCGGAGGCAACCGAGAAGGAGAAGCCUGUAACCUGGUGCAACGAAGUGAGAGCGACCAUUCAAGAGCUUGAACAUCAGCUCAACCACGCAAUGCACCUCAAUCAGCUGGAGACGGUCACAGCCGCCUUGGAAGCAGCUGCCGAUAAGCCGGUUGACUGCAAGUUAGUGCAUCAGUGCAACCAGCUGAAGGAGAAGCUAGAAUCCGAAAUACAAUUGGGCAAAGCUAUGCAGGUGACAACCAUCACCGAUCUGGACGAGUUUGACAGUGUGCACGAUGCACUCAGUAAGGCAAUUGACGAUGCAGUUGCAAAAAAGGCUGAUCCAGUACGGGUCCAAGCCGCCAAAACACUGCGGCGCAAAUUGCUUGCAGAGGCAUCGCUGAUGCGAACUGUCCUCGGCCAGCAAAAAACUACAGUGGCUCACAUCAGCAUGCUGCAGGAGCUUUUGACCGCAGCGAAAGCAGAAAAUGCGAAUGAAGAGCUAGUACUGCAAGCCUCAAAGCUAAUAGCGAGGCUGAGAAGCGAAAGUGAAGUGCAGAAGCGGAUUUCGGCAACCGCAGUCCUCUGCGAAGUGGACUGCUUCAAGGAAGCUGAAGGGAGGGAAGAGAUGCCAGACUGGUCCCGUGACACAGAGAAGUUUGAAGAGUUUCACGAGGACUUCAAGCGAGUGAUGGAGGAUGCAGAGCGUGAUCAGAUAUCUGACGUGCUUAUGGGCACCGCCUUAGAGCAGCUCGAUAAGAUUGAGCGCCUACUGGUGGACAAGAAGCAAACCGAAGAAGAGAUGCGCCUCAAGGCGGCAAAGGCAUCGAAGAAAAAGGGCAAAAAGUGA